CGUCAGACUCACCGCUGUGUGUCUCUCUGUCAUCCUGGAGUUCAUGUGUUCAUCCUCAUCAUUCCUGAUGCUCCACUUAAUAAUGAAGACAGAGCAGAAAUAGAGGAGAUCCAGAAGAUGUUCAGCUCAAGAGUCAACAAACACAUCAUGAUCCUCAUAAAGCAGAAUUCAGAGCAUCAGACAGAAGAACUCAAUGAAGAAACACAGUCUGUCAUUGAGAGAUUUGGAGGACGACAUCAUUUCAUCAGCCUGAACACACAAGUGUCUGAGUUGAUGGAGAAACUGGAGCAGAUGAUUGAAGAAAACAGUGGUGUUUGUUUCUCCACAGAGACAUUGAUGGAGGCACAGAUGGAGAAACUGCAGAAAUUUGAGGAAAUUAAGAGGAAAGCCAAUUUAUUGCAGAUGCAAGAUUCAAGAGAAAGAGAAGUUGAACUGAGGAUUGUGCUGCUGGGAAAAACUGGAGUUGGAAAAAGUUCAACUGGAAACACCAUCUUAGGAAGAAAAGCAUUUAUUUCAGACAUUUCUCAAACAUCUGUUACUGAAGAGUGUCAGAAAGAAACAGUUGAAAUCAAGGGCAGACACAUUACUGUGAUCGACACUCCAGGACUGUUUGAUACUGAUCUCAGUAAUGAAGAAAUCCAGAGAGAAAUCAGCAACAGCAUCUCCAUGAUCCUGCCUGGACCACAUGUGUUUCUCUUACUGAUACCAUUGGGACGAUUCACUGAAGAAGAUGCAAAAUCAGUGAAAAUCAUCCAAGGGACAUUUGGUGAAAACUCUUUAAUGUUUACCAUAGUGCUCUUCACCAGAGGAGACUUUCUCCAGAACAAAACCAUUGAUCAGUUUCUGGGAGAACCUGAAUCUCCUUUGAAUCACCUGAUUGAAUCAUGUGGAAACAGAUUCCAUGUGUUCAAUAAUAAAGAGACUAGAGACCGAACACAGGUGACUGAACUACUGCAGAAGAUAGACAACAUGGUGAAAGAGAACGGAGGGAGUUACUACUCGUGUAAGAUGUUCAGAGAGAUGGAGAGAGAAAUACAAGAACAACAGAAGAAGAUACUGAUGGAGAGAAGAGAGAGAAUGGAAAGAGAGAAAGAAGAUCUUCAAUCCAAACAUGAAGAAGAGAAGGAGAGAAUGAAGAUGAUGAUGGAUGAGGAAAGACAGAAUAAUGAUAAAGAGAGAAAGAGAAGAGAAGAUGAAUUUAGAGAGCGAGAAGAACAAAAUAAAGCAGAGAUACAAAGAGAACGAGAAGAAUGUGAGAGACUGAAACAAGAAGCAAGACAAUUAAGAGAAGAAGAGGAUGAGAAAAGGAAAAAGAAAGAACAGGAAAUGUUGGAUAACUUUAAUCAGAGACUUAAACAACAGGAAGAGAGAAGACAGAGAGAGAAAGUAGAUCUUCAGGCCAAACACGAAGAAGAGAAAGAGAAAAUGGAAAAAGAGAAAGAAGUUAUUUGGUCUAAACAUGAAGAAGAGAAAGAGAGAAUGGAAAGAGAGAAAGAAGAUCUUCAGCUCAAAUAUGGAGAGGAGAUGAAGAGAAUGAAGAUGAUGAUGGAAGAAGAAAGACAGAAUCAUGAUCAAGAGAGAAAGAGAAGAGAAGAUGAACUUAGGGAGAGAGAUGAACAGAAUAAAGCAGAGAUGAAGAGAGUUCAAGAGGAAUGGGAGAAACAGAAACAAGACGCAAGACAAAGAGAAGAAGAAGAGGAGAAAUGGAGAAAGAGAGAACAGGAAAUGUGGGAGGAAUAUAAUCAGAGACUUAAACAAGAGAUAGAGAGAAUGAACAUGAAGAUGCAGGAAGAAAGACAGAAUCAUAAUAAAGAGAGAAAGAGAAGAGAAGAAGUGAAUGAGAGGAGGAAGAAAGAACAGGAAACAUGGGAUGAAUGUUAUGAGCAACUAAAACAAGAGAUAGAGAGAAUGAAGAUAAUGAUGGAGGAAGAAAGACAGAAUCAUGAUGAAGAGAGAAAGAGAGGAGAAGAGGAGGAUGAGAGGAAGAAGAAAGAACAUGAUACAUGGGAUGAAUAUUAUGAGAAACUAAAACAUGAUCUAGAGAUAAUGAACAUGAAGAUGGAGAAAGAAAGAGAGAAUCAUGAUAAAGAGAGAAAGAGAAGAGGAAUUUAAGAGAAGUGUUAAUUAAACUGAUAUGUUUAAUAUCAAUUUUAAGCUAAUUGUCGUUUAUUUUAAUAUACUGGGUUACAGGUUCACUAUGUAAUAGGAGUUGCACAAAUUAGUCAAUUAGUCGACUUCAGUGCUCUGCCAUGAUGCUUUAAGCUUGAUGUUCACUAGUCACCGGUCCUGUAGAGGGUGCAACAGGAUAAGAAAUCUCUGAAGGCCAUUUAUAUGCUACGUUUCCAAACAGUUAAAAUGACAAAAUAAUACAUGCUGUGAUUAUAUCAUCUGGAUGCUCUAAAUUGUACGGAAGAAUGCAUUAUUUAAACAGCUUAUUGUAGAGGCUGUUCUAAUCUAAUGCGCUGCAACCGUAACAUGCACACAUUCAGACAGUAGCUCAAACAUCACUUUAAUUCAAGUUCAAUUCAAGUUUAUUUGCACUUUUCACUACAUCAAUCGAUGCAUGGCAGCUUUAUUGAAGAUUUUAUGUUUCUACAUUAUACGUAUAUACUGUAGGACUGUUCAUACCGUAUGAGUCACCAGCCGUAUCGGCCCUAUUUUUGCUCCAACAGCAUAGUUUCUUUGUCUUCAAUCAUAACCACUGAACAAGACUUUCAAUAUACUCAAAAUAAGUUAAACUAUUCAAGUCCAGUUGGCAAGAAAAAAGCAGAGUUGAUAACACACAUCCCUGUGGUAACCCUGAAUUCAGGACUGUACAAUCUGAUGAGAUUCCAUUGACACGGACUCGUUGGGAUAUAUUACUUAAAAAAAUUUAAAUCCAUAAAAUCAACCAAUUGCUUACA
Carassius gibelio (silver crucian carp) is the source of this 2903-nucleotide messenger RNA. RefSeq names its product golgin subfamily A member 6-like protein 22. Gene Ontology annotation, molecular function: GTP binding. Bases 118 to 2112 code for a protein of 664 amino acids. The transcript has 3 exons. NCBI's taxonomy places the organism in Eukaryota, Metazoa, Chordata, Actinopteri, Cypriniformes, Cyprinidae. The record is from RefSeq and is a predicted model, not a curated record.